UCGGACUUGAACAAGCACAUUCAAAUGAAACGAAAAAACUGUGAAUAUUUACUAACAAUGACUGUUUCCUAAAACACAGUCCUAAAACACAAAAUGUGUCUUCUUACAAAAACGGUGCGGUUGGAAUUUGGAUAUUUUGAGUCUACUCUUAACUCGUAAUGUUUGUACCAUUACUUCACACUUUGGGUGAUGUGAGACCAUGUUUUCAUGCGGAGAAUUCUGUUGAAUGAUAGAGAAGAACCAUGCAUCAGAGUAACAGCAGUUUGCUCCACCUGGGUCAGUGGGCGUGUAGGGGUCAGGAGGACGCGGAGAGCCCAGAGCAGGCUAACAUGUCCGGAGAAUCGCUCCACAACCUCUCGUUGGACUGCUGGCUCCAUCUCCUCUCCAGAGACUCUGCUCCGGAGCUGUAUGGGGACAGCGCGAACAUGACGAUGCGAGUGGUCAUUGCUCUGGUCUACCUGGUGGUGUGUGCUCUGGGGCUGGUGGGAAACCUCCUGGCCCUGUUCCUUCUCCACUCCCGCCACCAGUUGCACCACUCGUCUAUUGACUUCUUUGUGAGGAGCCUGGCCGUGACUGACCUCCAGUUCGUCCUCACCCUGCCCUUCUGGGCUGUGGACACUGCCCUGGACUUCCGCUGGCCCUUCGGCAGGGUCAUGUGUAAGAUUGUCAGCUCUGUGACCACCAUGAACAUGUACGCUAGCGUCUUCUUCUUGACGGCCAUGAGCGUGGCUCGCUACUGCUCCCUCGCCUCCUCACUGAGGAUAAGCAGCCCCAAAAUGGCUGCGGCUCGUGCCAAGUGGGCUAGUUUUGCCAUCUGGGUGGUGUCACUGGCGGUCACGAUGCCCCACGCCAUCUACUCCACCACAGUCCAGGUGUCUGCGGAUGAUGAGCUGUGUCUCGUCCGGUUUUCUGGAUCUGCCUCGGGUCACUGGGACUCUCAGAUUCUACUGGGCCUCUACCAGACACAGAAAGUACUGCUGGGAUUUGUGGUUCCCUUGGUAGUGAUCAGCGUGUGUUACCUCCUCCUGAGCCGGCGAGUCAGUGGCGUAGUUGGCAGCGUUGGGGUCAUGGAGAGUUCAGAGAGGUCCCAUCAACGGCGCCGCUCCAAAGUGACCCGCUCAGUGACCAUCUUGGUGCUCUCCUUCUUCCUCUGCUGGCUGCCCAACCAGGCUCUGACACUAUGGGGAGUGCUGAUCAAAUUUGACCUGGUGCCCUUUAGUAAGGCCUUCUACAAUGCCCAGGCCUAUGCUUUCCCUCUGACUGUUUGCUUGGCUCACACCAACAGCUGCCUGAACCCCGUGCUGUACUGCCUGAUGCGACAGGAGUACAGGGCCGGACUCAAGGAGCUGCUGCUCCGAGUCUCGCUGUCCAUCAGGAACUUUCUCACCCUGGCUCUGAGGGGGAAAAGAGUGGAGGAGGCACCGCCUAGCAUGGUGGUUACACACAAGGAUGUCAACGUGUGACUGACUGGAGGGCCAUAAGGAUGCAUUUCAUUUACAAGUUUCUCAUAGUGGAGGCUGCUGUACAGGUCAGGAACAGUCAAGUUGGAAAGUAGCCUACAUGAGUAAUUGAUUAAAUGUUUUCAGCUCGAGACCCAAAUGAGAAAUAUACCGUCCUUCGGCGACUUAAAUUAAGAAGAAACCGUGUGUGAAUAUAGAUGUAUUCUCUUAACUAGCGACCCACAUGCCCAGGGCCCACUUUGGGUCCUGACCGAUAGUUUAAGAAACCCCAAUUAAUUAAUAUACUGACAUAUGCAUUUUGUUGAUUCAUUGGACACACACAUUAGUGAGGUAUUGUGGGAGCGGAGAUAUCAGUGUGAGUCUACUAAAUGGGCAGUGCAGUUCAAAUGUGAUUUCCUUGUUUUUUUGUGUUAGAGCUGUUUGAAAAAAAUCCUGAAAUGUCAUCCUGUUCAGGUGGGAUGGGACUUUGGGCCCCACAUCAUGACUUCACAAUAAGAUCUGACUAUAAUAGACCAAUAACUCACCAAUAACUGUUCAUCUGGGCAAGGGGGUGGGCUCAAGAACAUCCUAUCAGCUAAUCAGGGUUGUGUAUGUCAAUAUUUUCACAUUUGUUUCCUAACGCCCACAUGAUCAGACUGAGCAUUUUAAGGGCCAAAGGAGGCUCAGGGAAAUGAAUCUAAAAAAGAUUUAUGUUGAAGUUAUUUUCAUUAAAUGAACACAUACAGUGAUUUAUUAGACAUACAGUGAUUUAUUAGACAUACAGUGAUAACCAGUGGAAGCAAAAUAACCCCAUAACAUCAAAGAUCCACCACUAUAUUUUACAGUAGGUACAGUGCCUUGCAAAAGUAUUCACCCCCUUGGCGUUUAUCCUAUUUUGUUGCAUUACAACCUGUAAUUUAAAUGCAUUUUUAUUUAGAGUUAAUGUAAUGGAUAUACACAAAAUAGUCCGAAUUGGUGAAGUGAAAUUUAAAAAAUUACUUGUUUAAAAAAAUAUUUAAAAAAUAACAUUGAAAAGUGGUGUGUGCAUAUGUAUUCACCCCCUUUGCUAUGAAGCCCCUAAAUAAGAUCUGGUGCAACCAAUUACCUUCAGAAGUCACAUAAUUAGUUAAAUAAAGUCCACUUGUGUGUAAUCUAAGUGUCACCUGAUCUGUCAAUGCUCUCAGUAUACCUGUUCUGAAAGGCCCCAGAGUCUACAACACCACUAAGCAAGGGGCACCACCAAGCAACCAGCUCUAUGAAGACCAAGGAACUCUCCAAACAGCUCAGGGACAAAGUUGGGGAGAAGUACAGAUCAGGGUUGGGUUAUAAAGAAAUAUCAGAAACAUAGAACAUCCCAUUGAGCACCAUUAAAUCCAUUAUUAAAAAAUGAAAAGAAUAUGGCACCACAACAAACCUGCCAAGAGAGGGCCAUUAACCAAAAUUCACAGACCAGGCAAGGAGGGCAUUAAUCAGAGAGGCAACAAAGAGACCAAAGAUAGAUUGGAGUAUCUCCAUAAGACCACUUUAAGCUGUACACUCCAAAGAGCUGAGCUUUACAAAAGAGUGGCCAGAAAAAAUAAGCAAAAUUGUUUGGUGUUCACCAAAAGGCAUGUGGGAGACUCCCCAAACCCUGAAGGAGCUGCAAAGCUCCACAGCGGAGAUUGGAGUAUCUCCAUAAGACCACUUUAAGCUGUACACUCCACAGAGCUGAGUUUUACGAAAGAGUGGAAAGAAAAAAUAAGCAAACAUGUUUGGUGUUCACCAAAAGGCUGGUGGGAGAAAACCUGGAAGAAGGUACUCUGGUCAGAUGAGACUAAAAUGUAGCUUUUUGGCCAUCAAGGAAAACGCUACAUACAGGGAAAUUCUUGAAGGAAACCUGUUUCAGUCUUCCAGAGAUUUGAGACUGGGACGGAGGUUCACCUUCCAGCAGGACAAUGACCCUAAGCAUUCUGCUAAAGCAACACUUGAGUGGUUUAAGGGGAAACAUGUAAAUGUCUUGGAAUGGCCUAGUCAAAGCCCAGACCUUAAUCAAAUUAAGAAUCUGUGGUAUGACUUAAAUAUUGCUGUACAUCAGUGGAACCCAUCCAACUUGAAGGAGCUGGAGCAGUUUUGCCUUGAAGAAUGGGCAAAUAUCCCAGUGGCUAGAUGUGCCAAGCUUAUAAAGACAUACCCCAAGAUACUUGCAGCUGUAAUUGCUGCAAAAGGUGACUCUACAAAGUAUUGACUUUGGGGGGGUGAAUAGUAAUGCACGCUCAAGUUUUCAUUUUUUUUGUCUAAUUUCUUGUUUGUUUAACAAUUUUAAAAAAUUGCAUCUUCAAAGUGGUAGGCAUGUUGUGUAAAUCAAAUGAUACAAACCUCCCAAAAAUGCAUUUUAAUUCCAAGUUGUAAGGCAACAAAAUAGGAAAAAUGCCAAAGGAGGUGAAUACAAGCCAUUGUAUGGGGUUAUUUUCUGCGUGUGGCCAAAGAGCUUUUCAUGUCAUCUGACCAGAGCACUGAUUCCAAGAUGAGUCUGCUAAAGGGCUUGGCACUUGGAUUUGGAACCAGUGCUUUGGUCACAUGUCAUGAAAAUCAAACUCUUUGCCCACGCACACCAGUGGUGGGUUUGUCGUCGAAAUGAGAACGCAGAAAGGAACCACAUACCUACUGUAAAAUAUGGUGGUGGAUCUUUGAUGUUAUGGGGCUAUUUUGCUUCCACUGGUCCCGGGGCCCUUGUUAAGGUCAGCGGCAUCAUGAACGUUACCCAGUACCAGGACAUUUUAGCCCAAAACUUGAUUGCCUCUGCCAGGAGGUUGAAACUUGGCUGCAAGUGUAUCUUCCAGCAAGACAAUAACCCCAAGCACACAUGAAAACCCACAAUCAAAUGGUUAAUUCAACGGGUAUCUCCGUCUCCGGACUUGAAACCCAUUGAAAACCUGGGGUUUGAAUUUAAAAGGGAAGUCCAUAAGUGCAGAUUAAGGAUAUCAAGGAUUUGUACGGAUUCUGUGUGGAGGAAUAGUCUAAGAUCCCUCCCAAUGUGUUCUAAAACAUUUUAGAAAAAGUCUCAGUGCCAUUAUUCUCCCAAUGUCAGGUAUUGAAAACAAGGGUGCCAAUAAUUUUGACCCCUACCUUUUUGAGAAAAAAAUGUAUUAUAUUAUUUUAUACUAAUACAAUAGCUCAGAGAAAAAUAUUUAGUUUAACAAAUCAUUUCAACAACAAAAACAUUGCAUAUUUUAUACAGUAAUUUUUGCUCGUAUUUAUCAAGGGUGUCGAUCAUUUCAGACCCCACUGUAUAUUCAGGAUCAAAGUUUGUCAUCUGCGGUAACUGAGCUGGCAAAGUCUGUGAUAUUUUGAAGUGGGACAGGGGAAGGGGGCAGAGAUGAAAAGUUAUGUGAUGAGUGAGUUACCCCCAUGCAAUGUAAAGCACUUUCAGUUUUAGAAAAGCACUAUAAAUGAUCAUAUAACCACAGAUGGUUCAUCAUCAAUACAUCCUCAUUAUGCUCAAUAAAUUCUUAUCACAUCAUUUUGAAUGUACAUUUUUAUCUUUUAAAAUGAACCUUAUUUGUUUAUUUUUCUGCUCCAGGAAUAGCAGCAAAUCACAAACAUAUUGAUGAGAUUGUUGUGGGUUGUCAGGUCAUCUUAGCCAAAAAUGCUAAAAUACCUCCAGUAACUAUGAAUGUGAAACAAUUAUUUGAAAACUAUUUUUAAAGUAUACAGUAAACUAUACAGUUAAACAACUAUUCACCUACUAAAUUGCCAUCAGGCUUGCAAAAUAACACAUUGACAUCUUAAUGAAGGGGCAUCAGUUGAUGUUGGUGAUCUGUUUUGCUGUACAUACAAUGCUUUGAUGUAUGUUAAGGACUGUGAAUGUAAAUAAA
Molecule: messenger RNA, 5293 nt
Organism: Oncorhynchus nerka (sockeye salmon)
Lineage: Eukaryota; Metazoa; Chordata; Actinopteri; Salmoniformes; Salmonidae
Product: relaxin-3 receptor 1-like
Exons: 3
Coding region: 243-1463 (406 amino acids)
Biological process (GO): positive regulation of cytosolic calcium ion concentration; cell chemotaxis; G protein-coupled receptor signaling pathway
Cellular component (GO): external side of plasma membrane; membrane
Molecular function (GO): C-C chemokine receptor activity; C-C chemokine binding
Source: RefSeq, a predicted model, not a curated record